Anolis sagrei ordinatus is the source of this 4696-nucleotide messenger RNA. It is a transcript of the gene ADCY8, whose product is annotated as adenylate cyclase 8. Gene Ontology annotation, biological process: intracellular signal transduction; adenylate cyclase-activating G protein-coupled receptor signaling pathway; cAMP biosynthetic process. The record is from RefSeq and is a predicted model, not a curated record. Gene Ontology annotation, molecular function: adenylate cyclase activity. Lineage: Eukaryota; Metazoa; Chordata; Lepidosauria; Squamata; Anolidae. Gene Ontology annotation, cellular component: plasma membrane.
AGCUUGAGAAACUGCAAGUCGCUUCUGGUGUGAGAGAAUUGGCCGUCUGCAAGGACGUUGCCCAGGGGAUGCCCGGAUGUUUUGAAUGUUUUAUCAUCCUUGUGGGAGGAUUCUCUCAUGUGCCCACAUAAGGAGCUGGAGCUGAUAGAGGGAGCUCAUCCACGCUCUCCCCGGAUUCAAACCUGCGACCUGUCGGUCUUCAGUCCUGCCAGCAUAGGAGUUUAACCCACUGCGCCACCGGAGGCUCCUGCAUCAAAGCUGAGAAAAUAAUAAUGGAAACCCAUGGCCUGACUUUCUGGAAAAGAGAUGGAUCCUCCUGCCAGGCUGACCAUGGAGAUAGCCUCUAGAUGUGAGAAAUUUACUUAAAUGUAUCAGAGGUGACUUGAGAACAUACAGCAAGGCGCUUUUGGUGUGAGAAAAUUCACCGUUGCCCAGAGGACACCUGGAUGUGUUAGCUGGGAGGCUUCUCUCAUGUCCUCGCAAGCUAGAGCUGACAGAUGGGAGCUCACUCCAUCUCACGGAUUCGAACUGGCAGCCUUCAGGUCAGCAGUUCCACUGGCACAACAGUUUAACCCAUUGCACCACUGCAGCUCCAUGUGAGAGAUUGUUUCUUGUUUGUGUCCCUCCUUUCUGAGAGACAGGGAACCUCCAACAUGUGGCUUUGAUUGCCCCAAACUUCCAAGAAGCCCCUGGAUUUCUCACUAGAGUUCCCAGAUGGUGGAUGGGAUUGCACUUUACAAAGCUGACUGGCGAUAGGAGGAAUAUCCAGUGCCAAAGAACUAGAUAAUGGGGAGGCCCUUUGCUCCUGCACUAACCGCCUGAUCCCCUUGCCAAGUGGGUGAGGAUGGGAGGAAGCAUCUGCCUCCGAUGAGAGCCCUCCUCCUCCCCACUUGGCUGCCCUGAGACCCCUCGCCAUGGAGCUGUCAGAGGUGCGCUGCUUGAGUGACAGCGAUGAGUUGUACACCAUCAACCAGACCCCUCCUGACAGCGGUGCACGCUCCCAGCGCCUGCUGUGGCAGACCGCUCUGCGCCAUAUCACCGAGCAGCGCUUCAUCCAAGAGCACAGCAGCGACAGCAGCAAAGCGCUGGCCUCGGAGGAAUCCUGUGGUUCCAACCACUCUCACCCUUCCCGGCAUCAGUCAGGAGGCAAGACCCUCAGCGGCCACAACAAUGGGGGCACCAAGGUCUUCCCGGAGCGCACCAGCAGCAGUGGCGACUUAGGCUUCCUGCACGUGGACUGUGCUCCCAGCAACUCGGACUUCUUCCUCAACUGGGGCUACACUUACCGGGGAGUGAUCUUCCCAACCUUGCGCAACUCCUUCAAAUCCCGGGACUUGGAGCGCCUCUACCAGCGGUACUUCCUGGGCCAGAGGCGCAAGUCAGAGGUGGUGGUGAACAUCUUGGACAUACUCACCAAGCUGACUCUCCUGCUGCUCCACCUCACCUUGGCCUCAGCCCCCAUGGACCCCCUCAAGGGCAUUCUGCUGGGCUUCUUCACGGGCAUCGAAGUGGUCAUCUGUGCCUUAGUGGUGGUCAGGAAGGACACAACCUCUUACACCUACCUGCAGUACAGUGGGGUGGUCACUUGGGUGGCCAUGGCGACACAGAUUUUGGCUGCUGGCCUAGGUUGUGGGCUGCUCGGCGAUGGCAUUGGCUAUGUGCUCUUCACCCUCUUUGUCACCUACAGCAUGCUGCCUCUGCCCCUCACCUGGGCCAUCCUGGCUGGCUUAGUCACAUCCUUCUUGCAACUUGUCAUGCAGAUAAUCAUACCCAGGCAGAUGGUGACUUCCAUUAACCAGACAGCAGCUCAAGCAGUUUUAUUUAUGUGCAUGAAUACUGCUGGGAUCUUCAUUAGCUACCUAUCAGACCGAGCACAACGCCAAGCCUUCCUAGAGACCAGAAGAUGUGUAGAAGCUAGACUGAGGCUAGAAACAGAAAACCAGAGGCAGGAGAGGCUGGUUUUAUCUGUAUUACCCCGAUUUGUAGUGCUUGAAAUGAUUAACGACAUGACCAAUGUGGAGGAUGAACAUUUGCAGCAUCAGUUUCACAAGAUCUAUAUUCACCGCUAUGAAAAUGUCAGCAUUCUUUUUGCAGAUGUAAAAGGAUUCACAAACCUCUCUACAACACUAUCAGCCCAGGAGUUGGUCCGAAUGCUAAAUGAACUCUUUGCCAGAUUUGAUCGCUUAGCACAUGAACAUCACUGCCUUAGAAUUAAGAUCCUUGGAGACUGCUACUACUGUGUAUCUGGGCUUCCCGAGCCUCGGCAGGACCACGCUCAUUGUUGCGUUGAAAUGGGACUCAGCAUGAUCAAAACAAUCAGGUUUGUAAGGUCAAGGACAAAGCACGAUGUUGAUAUGAGAAUUGGAAUACACUCUGGAUCAGUGCUCUGUGGUGUGUUGGGUCUCCGGAAGUGGCAGUUUGAUGUCUGGUCCUGGGAUGUAGACAUUGCAAACAAACUUGAAUCAGGUGGAAUCCCUGGGAGAAUCCACAUAUCAAAGGCCACUUUAGAUUGCUUGAAUGGAGAUUAUAAAGUUGAAGAAGGGCACGGCAAGGAACGCAAUGAGUUCUUGAGGAAGCACAACAUCGAGACCUACUUGAUCAAACAGCCAGAGGAGAGUUUGUUGAUGCUGCCAGAAGACAUUGUCAAAGAGGCAGUCACAGCUUCAGACAGAAGAAACAGUGGGGCAACGUUCACUGAAGGAUCUUGGAGCCCUGAACUUCCCUUCGAUAACAUAGUGGGGAUACAGCACACUCUGGCUGCCCUAACAAGAAAUUCAAUAAAUCUGCUUCCAAACCAUCUUGCGCAAGCUUUGCAUGUCCAGUCUGGGCCUGAGGAAAUUAACAAGCGAAUAGAGCACACCAUCGACUUGCGGAGUGGCGAUAAAUUGCGAAGAGAGCAUAUCAAGCCUUUCUCCCUGAUGUUUAAAGACUCUAGCCUGGAGCAUAAGUAUUCCCAAAUGCGGGAUGAAGUAUUCAAGUCGAACUUGGUGUGUGCAUUCAUGGUCCUUGUGUUUAUCACCGCCAUCCAAAGUUUGCUUCCUUCUUCAAGGAUGAUACCAAUGGUUGUACAGUUUUCAAUCCUAAUUAUGCUGCAUUCAGCUCUUCUAUUGAUAACCACAGCAGAGGAUUACAAAUGUUUGCCUCUUGUCCUCCGGAAAACUUGCUGCUGGAUUAAUGAGACCUACUUGGCCCGAAAUGUUAUCAUCUUUGCCUCAAUUAUGAUUAAUUUUCUGGGAGCUGUCAUCAAUAUUCUAUGGUGUGAUUUUCACAAUCAAGCACCCCUUAAGAAUCAGACUUUCAACUCUUCUGUAUAUCUUUCAGACAUUUGCUCCUACCCCGAGUAUUUUGUCUUCACUGGAAUUCUGGCAAUGGUGACCUGUGCCGUGUUCCUCCGCCUGAAUUCUGUCCUCAAGUUGGCGGUGCUGCUCAUCAUGAUUGCAAUCUACAGCUUCCUAACUGAGACUAUUUAUGCUUCCCUCUUUCUACGUUAUGAUGACAUCAAUCAUAAUGGAGACACAGACUUCCUGGGGACUAAGGAGGCCUCUCUGCUCCUUAUGGGCAUGUUUUUGCUAGCUGUCUUUUAUCAUGGCCAGCAGCUUGAAUACACAGCAAGGCUAGACUUCCUAUGGCGCGGCCAGGCCAAAGAAGAGAUCAAUGAAAUGAAGGAAUUAAGAGAGCACAAUGAGAACAUGCUACGCAAUAUCCUCCCAAGUCAUGUUGCCCGCCACUUCUUGGAGAAAGACCGAGACAAUGAAGAUCUGUAUUCUCAAUCCUACGAUGCCGUCGGCGUCAUGUUUGCUUCCAUCCCUGGCUUUGCUGACUUUUACUCCCAAACCGAAAUGAACAAUCAAGGUGUUGAGUGCCUGCGUCUGCUGAAUGAGAUCAUUGCCGACUUCGACGAGUUAUUAGAUGAAGAAAGAUUUCAAGACAUAGAAAAAAUUAAAACCAUUGGGAGCACAUACAUGGCUGUAUCGGGAUUAUCUCCUGAAAAACAGCAAUGUGAAGAUAAAUGGGGCCAUUUAUGUGCACUGGCCGAUUUCUCCAUUGCACUGAAUGAAAGCAUUCAAGAGAUCAAUAAGCAUUCCUUUAACAACUUUGAGCUCCGCAUUGGCAUUAGCCAUGGCUCUGUCGUCGCAGGCGUUAUUGGUGCUAAGAAACCCCAGUAUGACAUCUGGGGCAAAACGGUGAACUUAGCUAGCCGAAUGGACAGCACUGGCAUCAGCGGCAGAAUGCAAGUGCCUGAGGAAACCUAUCUCAUCCUGAAGGACAAGGGGUUUGCCUUCGAUUACAGGGGUGAGAUCUACGUCAAGGGCAUCAGUGAGCAAGAAGGAAAAAUCAAAACAUAUCUUCUUCUGGGAAGAGUCCAGCCAAACCCUUUAAUCUUGCAGCCGAGGAAACUGACGGGGCAGUACUCCUUAGCGGCUGUCGUCUUAGGGCUUGUGCAAUCUCUCAACAGGCAAAAACAGAAGCAAAUCCUCAAUGAGAACAAUAAUUCUGGUAUCAUAAAAGGUCACUACAACCGGCGGACUUUGCUAACCUCCGGGGGAUCGGAAUCGACAACCCAAGCAGAGGGUGCUGACAAAACUGAAUUGCCAUAAGCCUGCAUCUUCCUUUGUGUUUUUUUCUCCUUUUUUAAACUUUCUUUUUAUAUAUAAAAUAAAUAUAUAAAUAAAAAUAUCGUUCAAUUUUUAUAGAA